AUGGUGGUUUCUUCUUUCUCUAUAGUUUCUGUUGUACUAAUGCCUUUCCUAGUUCUGAUGAGUGCUAUUCCCUCCUAUGCCUUUACUAUAAACAAGGAUAUUUGCUCCAACACCAAGGUCUUGAGUCGCUCAUUUUGCUCGCAAUUUCUUGGUUCUAAUCCGGUUGUGAUCAAGUCCCUCCUUCAUAGCCUUGCCGAGGCCACUAUAUAUGUUGCAUCUUCGAACGCUACGAGUACCAGCCAGCAGAUAACCAAGUGGCAGAACCAAACAAACGAUCCUCAACUGAAGAAUGCAAUGAAUCAGUGUCUGACUCCGUACAAUGAGGCCAUUGCUGAUCUGAAGCAAGCCAAAGAGAAGCUCAGGUCUGGUGACUAUGUUGCACUAGAACGUGCAGCAGUUGAUGCUGCUAUAAAGUUUCAUGCAUGCGAUGAGAAAUUUGAAGACACGCCACCGGAUACAUCGCCAUUGGGAAGUACUAGUAGUGAAUUGACUGCUAUCUCUAGCAUCCUUAUAGCUGUUUUUGAAAUUCUGGCAAAAUCAUAUAAAUGA
This is a messenger RNA of Argentina anserina (silverweed cinquefoil), 549 nucleotides long. RefSeq names its product pectinesterase inhibitor. NCBI's taxonomy places the organism in Eukaryota, Viridiplantae, Streptophyta, Magnoliopsida, Rosales, Rosaceae. The coding region runs from base 1 to 549 and encodes 182 amino acids. Gene Ontology annotation, molecular function: pectinesterase inhibitor activity. The record is from RefSeq and is a predicted model, not a curated record. Gene Ontology annotation, biological process: negative regulation of catalytic activity. The transcript has a single exon.